UACCAUGAGAUAUACACAGGUUGCCAAAAGUAUUGUCCCUCCCAAUCAUGUGAUUCAGGUGCUCCAAUCCCCUCCCACUCAUGUGAUUCAGGUGCUCCAAUCCCCUCCCAAUCACAUGAUUCAGGUGCUCCAAUCCCCUCUAUAUCAUGUGAUUCAGGUGUUCCAAUCCCCUCCAAAUCAUGUGAUUUAGGUGUUCCAAUCCCCUCCCAAUCAUGUGAUUCAGGUGCUCUAAUCCCCUCCAAAUCAUGUGAUUCAGGUGCUCCAAUCCCCUCCAUAUCAUGGGAUUCAGGUGUUCCCAAUCAUGUGAUUCAGGUGUUCCAAUCCCCUCCCAAUCAUGUGAUUCAGGUGUUCCCAAUCAUGUGAUUCAGGUGUUCCCAAUCAUGUGAUUCAGGUGUUCCCAAUCAUGUGAUUCAGGUGUUCCCAAUCAUGUGAUUCAGGUGUUCCAAU
Messenger RNA from Staurois parvus, 447 nucleotides. Lineage: Eukaryota; Metazoa; Chordata; Amphibia; Anura; Ranidae. The record is from the annotation of a GenBank genome assembly.